Messenger RNA from Diabrotica balteata, 1355 nucleotides. Lineage: Eukaryota; Metazoa; Arthropoda; Insecta; Coleoptera; Chrysomelidae. The record is from the annotation of a GenBank genome assembly.
UGAAGAUAACAAAACAGAAGAAAAAGAUUUGUUUACCUACUGAGGCCCUAGGCCGUCAAUAUUGUGCGAAAUUAAUAAAUAAGGAAAAAUAAAAAUUCAACCCCUCUAACAACAGUGAAGAGUGAAUAAUGUGUUUUGAUUUCCAAAAUGUUAAAGUGUUUUUAUGGAUUUUAAUUUUUAAAGUAAUACUCAUACAGUCGAAAACGUCAUUGUGGAAAUUAAAUAUUGAUAAAACGAAAAUUAUCAAAGUUACCAAAUUUCCAUCUAUAAUUUCGUAUUCCGAUAAUCAGCCAAUUUUUCAUUCAGGGGAUCCUUUGUUUGAUAUUAUUUUAUCCACUGAACAUUAUGGUGAGACAUGGGUCAAGCAACCUAUUCAGUAUUAUUGUUCAGAUUGUAAAAACAGAAGAAAUGGAACAAACCCGAACUCAUACCAAAAGUAUCAAACAGCUGAUGAGGUUUUAGACUGUGGGAAACCUGUAAAUUUUACAUAUUUUGACAAUUUAGUAGGUGUUGUAAACAGAAACAAACAUCCCACAGUCCCUGAACCGCAGGCAAUUUUAUGUUUUACUAAGAAUUAUGGGAACUACAAGAGUGAAAUGGAAGAGUUUGAUAUUGAUGCUCUUGAAAAAAGACUGAAAAAAGCCAAAAAGGAGAAGCCGAGGUCUAUUCAAUUAUACAACCAGAUCGGAAAUUUUUGGCGUAUUAAAGGAGACGCCAACAAGGCUAUCGAAUGCUUCCGUAGAGCUCUUGCAGUAUCGCCUCAUAAUGCAGAAGUUCUGCUCAAUCUGGCGAGGAUACUGUUCUCUUUACAAUAUUUAGAUGAUGCCAUCUAUCUAACCAGAAGGUCGCUAGAAGUUCAGCCACCAGAUAAAGGUGCCUGGCAACAAUAUUUUACGCUUGGAGAAAUUUUUAAAGCUUAUGGUCAUUAUCAAGAGGCUUCCAUACACUUAAGGCACACAUUAGAGCUCAAUCCAGAUUUUGAACCUGCUCAGAUAGCUCUGAAAGAGAUGGAGACUAUGCCUGCUGCCACAAUCCACAUUUAUACUCUUGUGAUCAUUGUCUGUUUGGUGCUGGGCGUUUUGUUGGUUAUAUUAUCGUCAGUUGAUAACAUAGUAGACUUCACCGAAGAGAUGAAACCUCAAAGACAUUUCAACAAAGCGAUGGCGAUGAGGUCUCUCAGAGGAAUCACCUUGACGGCGAAACGAAUUAAAAGACCUUCUAUAUAGCAAUAAGAUCUGAUCCGACGAUAUCUUUUAUGUGUACUUUAACGUGUGUUCGACUUAUUCCAGUACCUGCCCUAUAUUUUGUUUUAUUUAUAAGUUUUAACUUAGUUAAUUAAAUUAUUCUGAAGAGAU